Corylus avellana is the source of this 2478-nucleotide messenger RNA. Lineage: Eukaryota; Viridiplantae; Streptophyta; Magnoliopsida; Fagales; Betulaceae. The record is from RefSeq and is a predicted model, not a curated record.
AUGGCACCCUCCCUUUCCAUUUCCAUUGUCCUCAUUGCAUGGGCUACCUCUAUCUUCUUCUAUGGAACCUAUUUGGAUACUCCAGCUCAAUUUGUGGGGGCAUCUGAACCAUCAGCACUACAACUAGAAGGAAAGGCUCUGUUGGAUAGUGGGUGGUGGGGAAGGGCCAAAACCAGCAAUGCCUCUGGUCAUUGCGAGUGGCCUGGUAUUACUUGCAAUGCAGGUGGAAGCGUCACAGAGAUUGGAGUUGCUUUCAAUUUGGGAGUGAUGUCAAAACUCAACCUCUCUUCUUUUCCAAAUUUAGUCCGUCUUGAUCUUCACAGAACUGGACUUCAGGGGAGUAUCCCAGUUGAGAUAGGUAAGCUAUCGAAACUCACCUACCUUGAUUUGUCUUAUAAUAGUCUAACAGGUGCGAUGCCUCUUUCACUCACAAACCUUACCCAAUUAGUGGUGUUUAACGUUUCUUCUAAUCAAAUCACUGGACCAAUCCCUGCCUCUCUUUCACUUCUAAUCCAUCUUACCCAUGUCGUUUUGUAUGAAAAUCAAAUCAACGGUUUCAUACCAUCAGAAAUAGGAAAGCUAAGGAAUUUGGUCAUCUUAUACCUACACAGUAACAUGCUCACUGGUCCAAUCCCUUCCACUUUGGGUAAUUUAACUAAUUUGGAAAACCUGAUUCUUUCUUCCAAUCAAAUCAAUGGUUCCAUUCCCCCAGAAAUAGGAAAUAUAAGGAAUUUGAUUUUCUUGUCACUCUGGAAUAACAGCCUCAAUGGCCAAAUCCCUUCAACUAUAGGUCAUUUAACCAAUUUGACAUUUUUUGAUCUUGGUUCCAAUCAAAUCGAUGGUCAAAUCCCUUCAACUAUAGGUCAUUUAACUAAUUUGACAAUUUUGUAUCUUGAUUCCAAUCAAAUCAAUGGUUCCAUUCCCCUAGAAAUAAGAAACCUAAAGAAUUUGUCUACUUUGUAUCUUGCUUAUAACAAUCUCACAGGCCAUAUCCCUGUAGAAAUAGGGACCUUGAAUAGUUUGUUGACUUUGAAUCUCAGUCAUAACAAUCUAAUUGGUCAUAUCCCCACUCAAAUCGGCAACCUUCAUUCAUUGAAUUUUCUUGACCUUAGUCAUAACUUUAUGAGUGGAGAACCACCUAUUGAACAUGAGACUGUUGACAAGUUACAGAGCUUGGAUAUCAGCUACAAUAAUCUUACCGGCAAUGUUCCCAAUAAUUACGUUUCUAUUAAAAGAGUCAACUUGUCAUACAAUUCUUUGACAGGUCCGAUUCCAAUAGAUUUUGAUCAGUACCAUACACCCGACACAUUAAUUGGCAACAAAUAUUUGUGUGGUGACACCAUGGGUUUCCCUCCUUGCGCUCCAACUAGUAACAAAUCAACUGUAACAAAAGUGAAAAUUUUCGUUACGAUCGCCAUUUCCCUUGGAUUCUUAGUUCUUGGGGGCUUUUUCCUAUGUCGAUGCAUGGUCAAGGAAACCCAAUUUGAGUCGACAGAAACAAAGAAUGGAAAUUUGUUCUCGAUAUGGAAUUAUGAUGGACAUAUUGCAUAUGAAGAUAUCAUUGAAGCAACCGAGGAUUUUGAUCUAAAAUAUUGUAUUGGAACUGGUGGUUACGGUAGCGUUUACAAAGCAAAAUUGCCUGGUGGAAAAGUGAUUGCCUUGAAGAAACUUCACCGGUUGGAGGCUGAGAACCCGACUUUUGAUAUGAGUUUUAGAAAUGAGGUAAAAGUGUUAACAGAGAUUCGUCAUCGAAACAUCAUAAAACUUCAUGGGUUCUGUUUGCAUAAGCGAUGCAUGUUUUUGGUUUACGAGUACAUGGAAAGGGGAAGCCUAUUUUGUAUCCUAAAUAGCGAUGUUGAAGCUAUGGAAUUGGAUUGGAGCAAGAGAGUAAACAUCAUCAAAGGCACUGCCCACGCUUUAUCUUACCUGCAUCGUGAAUGCAUUCCAGCAAUUGUUCAUCGAGAUAUAACAAGCAACAAUAUUCUAUUGAACAAUAAACUCGAGGCUGUUGUCUCUGACUUUGGCACAGCUAAGCUUCUUGAUCCUGAUUCGUCCAAUCAAACGUUAGUUGUUGGCACUUACGGUUACGUUGCCCCAGAGUUGGCAUAUACCAUGAAAGUUACUGAAAAGUGCGAUGUUUAUAGCUUUGGAGUUGUGGCACUUGAAAUAUUAAUGGGAAAACAUCCAAUGGAAUUUAUGACUUCAUUAUCCUCAACUUCUUCUCAGAAUAUGAUGUUAUAUGAAAUAUUAGACCAACGUUUGCCACCUCCCAAUCAUCUGGUUGCACAAGAUAUUUUCCUCAUUGCUACAAUAGCAUUUGCAUGCAUACACACCAAACCAAAGUCUCGGCCUACAAUGCAAUGCGUGACUCAAGAAUUUCUUUCUCCAAAGAAAUCAAUAGCCAAGCCUUUACAUGCAGUUUCACUAAGGCAGCUAAGGAACCAAGAAAUGCAUAUGGUUGCAUGCAUGAGGGAAUGA